CCUCCACCCGCAAAAGAGCCAGGAGGCGGGAUUACUCUGAAAGCUUUAACGCGAUUGGUCCGUUCGGUUUCACGAGCUGAUUUGCUGCAUGCUGAUUGGGCAAUCGAUCCUGCGACAGAAGGCGAUGUUAAUAAUGUCAUUCUGUGGCCUGGCAUUAAAUAAAACGAUGCUCAUUUAGAUAGAUUGGAGAAAGCAGGAGAUUAAAAGCGAGGGGUUUCUGAUUGUACAGUUGUACUUUAUAGUUAGAAACGUAGCACUGAUCAAACCUUAACUGGAGAAAAUGUCGGGGAUUUAAAUUCGCCUGUGGAUUCCCUAAUUUGAUCAUGCAGACUUCUCUGGGAAAUAGAAGCUAAAAAAGACUUGUUUUCUGCCCCGCCGCUGUCUCAGGACCCAGCUAGCUGGAUAGCUAUAACACAGUGGAUUGGUUUGGGGAUCUUUAGGUGAUAUUGCUGUGUUAGAUUCCUGGUGUAACGGUGCUCAUCGGUUUGCAGGAGAAGCUCUAAUAACUGAAGUGGGAUGGACAAUGCCCAUACUAAGACGGUCGAGGAGGUGUUGGGGUUCUUUGGAGUGAACGAGUCCACAGGUUUGAGCAGUGAGCAGCUGCGGAAGAAUCGAGAGCGAUGGGGUGCCAACGAAUUACCAGCAGAAGAAGGGAAAUCUCUGUGGGAAUUGGUGCUGGAACAGUUUGAGGAUCUGCUUGUGCGGAUUCUGCUGCUCGCAGCCUGCAUUUCCUUUACCCUGGCCUGGUUUGAAGAAGGAGAGGGCACCAUCACUGCUUUCGUAGAGCCUUUUGUAAUCCUCCUUAUCCUUAUCGCCAAUGCCAUCGUGGGCGUGUGGCAGGAACGCAAUGCGGAAAAUGCCAUUGAAGCACUGAAAGAAUACGAACCAGAAAUGGGGAAGGUGUACAGACAGGACAGGAAGAGUGUACAGAGAGUCCGAGCCAGAGAUAUUGUGCCUGGUGACAUUGUUGAAGUGGCAGUGGGUGAUAAGGUUCCAGCGGACAUCAGACUGACCUCCAUUCGUUCCACCACUCUGAGAGUGGACCAGUCCAUUUUGACAGGGGAGUCUGUCUCGGUGCUCAAACACACAGACCCUGUCCCUGAUCCACGCGCUGUAAACCAGGACAAGAAAAACAUGCUCUUUUCUGGCACGAAUAUUGCAGCAGGGAGAGCAAUAGGUGUCGUAGUGGCCACCGGAGUACAGACAGAAAUCGGUAAAAUCAGGGACGAGAUGGCAGCCACAGACCCAGAAAGGACGCCUUUACAGCAAAAACUAGACCAGUUCGGAGAGCAACUCUCAAAGGUGAUCACAGUGAUCUGUGUGGCAGUUUGGGGCAUUAACAUUGGACACUUCAAUGAUCCUGUGCAUGGUGGCAGCUGGCUGAGAGGAGCUGUGUAUUAUUUCAAGAUCGCCGUGGCUUUGGCCGUAGCUGCCAUCCCAGAGGGUCUUCCUGCUGUCAUCACCACCUGCCUCGCUUUGGGCACACGUCGGAUGGCGAGGAAGAACGCCAUUGUGCGCUCACUGCCUUCUGUGGAGACUCUGGGCUGCACAUCGGUCAUCUGCUCUGAUAAAACUGGCACUCUCACCACCAAUCAGAUGUCCGUCUGCAGGAUGUUUGUUGUGGAGAAGGUCACAGGCGAGAGGUGUGUUCUGAAUGAGUUUACAGUGACUGGAUCCACUUAUGCACCUGAAGGAGAUGUAUAUAGGGAUGGUGCAGUGGUGCGCUGUAGUCAGUAUGAUGCCCUGGUGGAACUGGCCACAAUCUGUGCCCUGUGUAAUGAUUCUUCUCUGGACUACAAUGAGAGUAAAUGUGUGUAUGAGAAGGUGGGGGAAGCUACAGAGACCGCUCUGUGCUGUUUAGUGGAGAAGAUGAAUGUGUUCGACACAGACCUGAGGAGUCUCACCCCUGCAGAGAGGGCUACUGCGUGCUGUUCGGUGAUAAAGCAGUUAAUGAGGAAAGAGCUGACGCUGGAGUUUUCUCGAGACAGGAAGUCAAUGUCUGUCUUCUGCUCUCCUAACAAACUGGCCCGCUCUGCCACAGGAGCCAAGAUGUUUGUUAAGGGGGCACCAGAGAGCGUUCUGGAGCGUUGUCGUUGGAUCCGGGUUGGUGGUGGGGCGCGGAUGCCCUUGACCUCUGACCUUAGGGAACAGCUCUUAGGCACAGUAAGAGAGUGGGGUUCAGGUCGUGACACCCUGCGUUGCCUUGCCAUGGCAACCAGAGACUCACCACCCGACCCCCGAACCCUGAACCUGGAGAACUCAUCUGCCUUCUCCGAGUAUGAGUCGGAGCUGACGUUUGUGGGGUGUGUGGGGAUGUUGGACCCUCCAAGAAAGGAGGUACUGAAUGCUGUGCGCAUGUGCAGGCAGGCUGGAAUACGUGUCAUCAUGAUUACUGGUGACAACAAAGGCACGGCGUUGUCAAUCUGCCGACGUGUUGGGAUCAUCACAGAGCAGGAGGAAGAGGAGGCAGAGGGUGCACCCUUUGGUGGAGGGCUGACCGGGCGAGAGUUCGACGAGUUGCCACCCCACCUGCAGCGCCAAGCCUGCCACACCGCCCGGUGCUUCGCCCGCGUUGAACCCACCCACAAGAGUCGCAUCGUAGAGUACCUCCAGAGCCUCAGCGAUAUUACGGCUAUGACAGGUGAUGGAGUGAAUGAUGCUCCUGCUCUGAAGAAGGCUGAGAUCGGGAUAGCGAUGGGCUCGGGAACGGCGGUGGCUAAAUCAGCCUCUGAGAUGAUCCUAGCUGACGAUAACUUCUCCACUAUAGUGGCUGCAGUGGAGGAGGGCCGAGCCAUCUAUAACAACAUGAAGCAGUUUAUCCGCUAUCUCAUUUCUUCAAACAUUGGAGAGGUGGUGUGUAUUUUUCUGACUGCUGCUCUGGGCAUGCCCGAGGCUCUCAUCCCGGUUCAGUUGCUAUGGGUAAAUCUGGUGACGGACGGCUUCCCUGCCACUGCACUCGGCUUCAAUCCCCCCGACCUGGAUAUUAUGUCACGACCACCACGCUCUCCCAAAGAACCCCUCAUUUCUGGCUGGCUUUUCUGCAGAUACCUCAUCAUCGGCUGUUAUGUGGGAGUAGCUACAGUGGGCGCUGCGGCUUGGUGGUUCAUGGCAGCACAUGAUGGACCGAAACUCUCUUUCUAUCAACUGUCUCACUAUCUGCAGUGUAGUGAGGGACAUGCUGACUUUGCAGGAGUUCAGUGCUCUGUAUUUGAGUCACCGUAUCCAAUGACUAUGGCUCUGUCAGUGCUGGUCACCAUAGAGAUGUGCAAUGCCCUCAACAGCCUGUCUGAGAAUCAGUCUCUGCUGAAGAUGCCUCCCUGGUCAAACCCCUGGCUUGUGGGCGCUAUCUGCCUCUCCAUGGCCUUGCAUUUCCUCAUCCUAUAUGUGGAUCCACUGCCUAUGAUUUUCCAGAUCCGGCCGCUGUCCUGGCCGCAGUGGGUUACCGUUCUGAAGAUGUCCCUGCCGGUUAUCCUGAUGGACGAAGCACUGAAAUUCUUGGCUAGGAACUACAUUGAGCCAGGCAGUGACCUCGAGCAAGAGGAAGAGGCGAGACAGCGCCAUGGCCAAGGUGGCAGCUGGGGAUUCGCAGGCCUCGUUGGCAAAAUACGACGGGGUCUGAAGGGUGUCUCCUGGGCAUUUGUAUUCAUCUCUGCUCCUCUUUUGUUUUGGAUCUACAGCCUGGACUCAGAUAUUACAAACAUCUUCUGGGAAUAGUUAGUGAAGAGAAUGUGAGAAAGGGAGUGGGAGUUAGAAAGAAGGAUUUUAAAGAGAGAGUGGGAGGAUACUUAAGUUUAAAUAAGGGGGGUUAGAAACAGAACACCAAAAAAAGGAAUAAAAUGAAAAUAAAAGCAAAAAAGUAUGUGAGGAAGACUUUUUGAGCAUGGACAAUCAGAAUUAGCGGGAAGAUGAGAAGAGAGAGUAAAUCAAGCAAGGAAGGCAAUUGUCAUAUUCAGUCCAGCCUCAUUUUUUGUGAUUUUGUGGGGUUUCCUUAUGCCCUUCAUCUUCAGCGCCAAUCUCAUGCUGUGUUUUUUAAUCCUUUGAUGACAUUUGAAAUAUAUAUUUAUAUAGCUAUACAUUAUUUCCAAUCUAACAGGAUUAUUUUCAAGUCAUUAAAUUAUUUCUGUUAUCUCAACAAGUCCUGCGUACCCUAGGAACCAAACAAUACACUUUUCAUAGGCAAUACAGAAUAUUCACAUCCAUGGAAGAUUAAAAUGUAAACAUUAAAUGGUAAAAGGUACUGUAUGUUUCUUUUAAGCACAUAUUUAGAAUAUUUAUAAUCAGUCACCUGCAUGUUAGGGAAUUUUCUAUUUUUUAUUGUUUAUAAGGAUAAGGAAAAACAGGCAAUGUUAUGUGGUCCAAGUAGGAGAGAAAAUCUAGUUGGUGACCAGAAGCUCAAAGCAAAUAAAAUAUCAGCUGACUGCAUGUAAAAUGAAAUGUGUAACAUGUUACCAUCAUCAACAGUAGCAGUCUGGAUUGUGGGAUUUUUUUAAAUCAUUUUUUUUGGAAUCAUUUCUGCAGAAAAAAAGGGAAUUUUGUCAUGCCUGGGCUUCAUUCAAUAGUCCAACUGAAACCCAACACUUUUGGGACACUGAACGGUCAAUCCCACAUUCCACUUUCAGACUUUAUCAACCAUGUAUGUGUCAUCCACUUUCGAUUUGAGUUUUAGAUUGUUUUUAAGGCAGAACAGAGAGCAGGGAACUGGAUGUAAGGUCUUAAUCACUGUCACUUUGGGAAAUGACAUGGCUCUAUGUCUCAUAUUUCAUAAUGAAAUAUCUGUGCUCUUUCUAAUGCAUGUUUAAGGAAAAUAAGAUUCACACAGUGUAUUUUAUUCUUUAAACAUGCACUAGAAGAGCAAAGAAAUCCUAAGAAUUAACAGAUGUCUUUAUUAAUAAUAUGGUUCACUAGAGAUUUCUGUUCUGCGGAUAAGUUACUGUCACUGUUUCCUAAGGAAUGCUGUAAAGCCAGAGGUUAUUUCCUAAAAUAUGCAGUGUUUGUAAUGAUAUAGUAAAGAGUGUUGAGAAAACCAACUGAGUCAUACAUGUUAAAGCACCACUGUCUAUGUAACUUCCUCAUUUUAAAUGAGACGUCUGCAUUGCAUUAUCAUCACUAACAUCACAUCACAUUUUUGUUGAGGAUAUUUAUGUUCUUUGUGUCCUAUUGCCAGGGAAAAGGAAGGGCUGUGACUGCAAAAUGAAAAAAGAGACAGAGAAAGUGUUUUCUAUUGAUUUUUCCAUUACUAAGUCACCCUACUCCUUCGGAAGUUUAAUUUACAUUUAGUUAAAUUUACAUUUUGUCUACUUUAUUGCAAAAAAUUCAAUAAAACCAACCAGACAGAUUAUUAAGAUGGAAACAUUUUUAUUUCAGAUUGUACAAUUAGUUUGUUUAUUCUGAAUUUUUUUUUUUCACAUUUGUAAAACAUUUUCUAAAAAAUGUUUUUGUUGUGUUGUGCUAUUAAUUUAAUUGUUAUCAUUGUCAGAUAACUUUUCUUUGAUGGAAAAAUGCUCAAUGGAAUGGAAAUAAACAGUUAAUUUAAAAUGA
This is a messenger RNA of Pangasianodon hypophthalmus (striped catfish), 5538 nucleotides long. RefSeq names its product sarcoplasmic/endoplasmic reticulum calcium ATPase 2. The transcript has 23 exons. The coding region runs from base 517 to 3714 and encodes 1065 amino acids. The record is from RefSeq and is a predicted model, not a curated record. NCBI's taxonomy places the organism in Eukaryota, Metazoa, Chordata, Actinopteri, Siluriformes, Pangasiidae. Gene Ontology annotation, cellular component: membrane. Gene Ontology annotation, biological process: calcium ion transmembrane transport; intracellular calcium ion homeostasis. Gene Ontology annotation, molecular function: ATP binding; P-type calcium transporter activity; ATP hydrolysis activity.